Molecule: messenger RNA, 2447 nt
Organism: Dreissena polymorpha
Lineage: Eukaryota; Metazoa; Mollusca; Bivalvia; Myida; Dreissenidae
Product: baculoviral IAP repeat-containing protein 7-B-like
Exons: 8
Coding region: 188-1960 (590 amino acids)
Biological process (GO): regulation of cell cycle
Cellular component (GO): cytoplasm; nucleus; spindle microtubule
Source: RefSeq, a predicted model, not a curated record
GCACUUCAUGUGACCAUAUUGUGCCGUGUACAUGUGAUAAUCACAUGACUACUACACUCAUUUUAUUCCAUAUAAUUUUAUUAUUGAAUUAUGAUUUGAAAAUAUUUUGUUAUUUUAAAUAAAUUUUUAAAAAACAAAUGAGGAUCACCUUUAAAUGAACAGAUCGGAAGAUAUAUCAUAAUUUAAAAUGAGACAAAAGAAACCCGACUUAAAAGGAGUGGCUGUACGAUUUCCUAAAGCGUUUAGGAUAGAUGGCGAUGUGAUAAUACGUAAUGUUUUAACAUUUCUAACUUUAAAAUUUACUACCAAAUACGUUUAUUUCAGAAAUAACAAUGGAAGUUGUUCAUGUUACGUAUUUAUGGAAACGCCAGAUGAAAUUACACAGAUGAAAGAAAAGGGACAAUUUACACAAUUAUGGCGCGUCUCAAAUAUUGCCAAUCACUAUGAAUUUGUUCUAUAUAAAUCGACCGACGACUGCAAUUGGAUUGCUAGGAAAACUGCGGACAAUUCACAAGUGUUUGGAAGGCUUGAAACAGAAACCCGGCAACCAGUGCAUGUUAUCAGCUAUGAAUCUAUCUUCAAGGAUGUGUUUGAAGGUCCGAGAGCAAAUAACGCUACUACUACUUCUUUCAAAGCAACACGAAAGAACAAAAAUAGCGUCGACCAAAACGUUAUUUCACUGGGACAAAAACAUAAGCAGAGUGUAUGCGUGUGCCCUAAUGAAAAGAACACGCAUUCGCUAAAAGCUAAUUAUUCAACCGAUGAGAGUGAGAGUAAACCUGUACAGGAAACAAAUGUUCAACAGACCACUUUGUUAAAUAGUGCACAAUCUAGUGUUCAAGCGGACGUGUGCCUACCGUCAAACAUAAAAUGUCGAUACCCAUCAUACAACACCCAAGGUAGCAGAAUCGAGACUUAUAAAACAUGGCCUCACAUAAAACCAACGUCAGCAGACUGUACAAUGGCUGGAUUCUUUUAUAAAGGCCCUGGAGACCUCGUGCGAUGCUUCUGUUGUGGGAUCGGAUUCAAAGAUUUCUCUGAGGUCGACAUCCCUCUACAUGAACAUAUAAAAUAUUCCCCAAAAUGCGCUUAUCUGGAACACAUUUUAGGAACCGAGGAGCUAAAUCACAGAAUGCAUGAGUUAAAAUCAACUGACCCGGAGAACAUUCGCCAAAAGCAGUAUGAGGAGUUCAAAACAAACAGAGAUAAUGAGUGUAAGACCAAACCAUACCGACAUCCGGAAAAGUCCACUUCGGAAAUGCGUAUGAUAACGUUUUUAAACCCAAACUUUCGUUCGGUUAUUUCGCCUAAAGAAUUGGCAGAUGCUGGUCUUUUCUACACAGGAGAGAACGAUCUCGUGCGUUGUUUCGCCUGCGAUGGAGGAUUCCGCAACUGGGACGUAAACGAUGAUCCCUGGACGGAACACUGCAGGUGGUUUCCGUCCUGCAGGUUUGCAAGAGAAGUCAAAGGGGACACUUUCAUCGAGAACAUUCAACAGCAAACGACUCGGUCUCGUCAUACCGAUACAAACACAGAGCCAGCAAGUAGACAUAAGAAUGACAUUACGCUUGACAGCGACCUUGAGAUGUUACGUGUCAUUGUUGUCGACGAAAUGGGAUUCAGCGGUGACACAUUCAAAACAGCGCUUAAGCGACUGAAGAAAAUCGGAACUGUACCGAGCAUUGAUGACGUCAUCGCUUACAUCGAAAGCAUGCACAUUCAAGGAACUGACGCAGAUAGUGACACGUUCAGUCAAGAUUUCUUUCAUGAAGACCCAAUUACAGAAAACCAGCGACUGAAGAGCUUACUUCUGUGCAUGAGAUGCAAGUCCAACGACGCCAAUGUCCUGUUCCUACCAUGCGCCCACCAUCGGAUGUGCACGGACUGUGCACGUGGAAUCGCAAAAUGUCCUGUCUGCCAGCAGACUAUACAAACAAGCGUCCAGACAUUCCUAACGUAGAUUGUUCUGAAAUACACCAAGACAUUAAGGUCCCUUGCAAACUAUCUAAAACUUAACAGACUGGUUUCACAACAAAUUUUCUCAAAUAAUUCAACCAAAAUUCCUUUCGAGACAGGCGUUAACUGUUUAAUAAAUGUUAUUUCAGUUUCUGCAUAACACGUAAAUGUACAACUGAUUGAUGCAUACAAUGUAAGUACAUCUAAUGAAAAAUGCAAACGCAAUAUUAUAUAUAUAUAACAAUCCUCAGUAUCGAUAAAAACAUAGUAACGCGUGUCUGGUUAUGAUCUUAUCAUGAAAAGAGAUGUACUUUUAUAUCAAAUCAUAAUUUAAGUGCGACAUUGUAUUAAUACAUGUUCUUUCAAUUACGUUCAUGUUGUGCGUGUGAUUGCUUUGAUUGUAAAAUGAAAACAAUUUAAUAUGUUGUGUUCCUUUAUGUUAUAGCACACAAUCAUAUAACAUGUUUUAUAAAAUAAACGUAUAAUGCUUU